AUCUCAUUCGGAAAUACAGAAGAAUAUUGUAGGAGUACAUCAAACACACACGAGGAGAGAAGAAAAAUAGUUUUGUGUAAAUCGAAAUGAUAUUUAGAACAAUUUGACUCGAAGCAACAUCUGUGCAGUAAUUCAUCAAAAGUACAAAAAAAAAAAUAUUUUUUAAUUUUUUUCUUCAAAUAAACAAAAAAAAAUUUUUUUUGUGAUAAAAAAAAAUUCAAUUAAAAAAAAAAUACGUACGACAAACAUUGACAUUGAUUAGGUAUUAUCCGUGAAAAGUCGUGUGUACACAAAAUAUCGCACAGAACGAAGAAAAGACGACGCGCAGCAAAAAACAUUCAUUAAUUGGAUAUAAAUUAGUUAGUGAAAUAAGGGCACACAUUGGCAGCGGCAAAGCUGGAAAAUAUAUAGAACAAAAUGCCACAACCGAAUAUUAAUAUCAAUAACAACAGUAAUAGUAAUAAUAACUGCCAAUCGAUACGGUAUUGCUGGGAGGCUGAUAAGGUCAAAACACUGAUAAGAUUACGUGCAGAACUUUCACCGUUGUUCACGGGAAAGCGGAAUGCGUCGAAAUAUGCGUGGGCUGUGGUUGAAAGAGAACUAAAUGUUCCUUUACCAAUAUCAAAAAUCAUUAAAAAAUGGAACAAUUUACUACAAGAAUAUAAGGCAAUUAAGAUGUCAGAGGAGCCCAAAAGACGAGAAUGGCCCUUUUUCACACUCAUGGAUGUCUAUUUUAGCGAUCAGGUGAACGAUCCGACGCUGCGUCUCUUCAGUUCGACAAAACGCUUCGACACCGACACCCUCGACGACACAAAUUUCGAGGAAGAGCUCAAAUAUCUACCUCCCGCAGCGGCAAAUGCGCUCGCGGCGUAUAACGCGAAUGCCGAAUUGCGUGCGUUGGCGGCUCAAAAUGCGGCAAAUGCAGCGGCGGCGGCACAGGCAGCUGCCAAUGGCAACGGAAAUGGCAUGAUGAACGACAUGAUGGACGACAAUCAGUCGGAUAAGGGAGAGGAGACAAGUAGCUUCGAUGAGCCCGAGAUUACGAUCAAUACGCACUUUCCGGAGGCGAAACGGGGCAGCAUGGAGAACAAUAAUAACCACAAUGAGUACGACGACAUGCCGGAGAAUCGGUAUGAGCGGCAUGUGAAUCAGAAGAUUUUGCAGCAAAUGAGUGAGCAUCACAAUAUUGAUCAGUACUUACUAUCAUGGCGCGGUUUCCACGGAAAUAUGUGCAAAGGUUUUCACACAUUGCAACGUGAUGGGCAGAUGGUAGAUGUCACUAUCGCUGCCGGAGGUAAAAUCUUCAAAGCACACAAAUUGGUCUUGUCAGUUUGCAGUCCAUAUUUCCAAAAGAUUUUCCUUGAACAUCCUUCGCAACAUCCAAUCCUCUUCAUGACAGACGUCAACUCACAGCACAUGGCAGGCUUGCUUGAUUUCAUGUACAGCGGGCAAGUGAAUGUCAAGUACGAGGAUUUGCAAAACUUUUUGAAGGUUGCCGAGGCGUUGCAAGUUAAAGGAUUGCACGGAGAGAGUACAUCGGAUAACGCAGAUCCCGAACGCGAGCGUCGCGAAUCCAUGGACAGCGCAUAUCAGAAGCAACAACAACAAAUGGCGGAACAAUUCCGUCAAACGAACCAAUUGUACCAACAAAUCCAACGAAACAUCGCCAAUCAGCAAUCCGCGAUGCAGCAACGGAACAACAUCCGCGAGCACAUUCGCGUCAAACCCACAGGCCUCACGGAAGACUACAAUAACGCAAAUAACAACAACAACAACAACAAUCCCAACGUCAAUAACAACAACUUGAAUUUGCAGAACAAAAUGGCGCAAUACGCGUUGCACCAGAUGAACGUCAGCAACAAAAUGCUGGAGCCCUUCAAACAUCAAAAAUACUAUUCGAAACGGAAACUCAUCAAUCAGUACGAAAAGGAGCAGAUGCAGGAACAAAAACGGAAUCGCACCCAUUCGAACAACAACAACAACAACGAAGACAAAAAUUACAACAAAAUCGAUGACGGCGGAAAUGGAAAUGGAAGUGCACGUGAUUCGCCCUGCGGAACGCCAAAUCAUGCCCCGACCCCGCCGACAAAUCACAUAAAAGCGGAACCGACGUACGACAUGGAUGAUGAUAACGAUAGCGGAACGGAUGGCGGCUUGAAUUAUGCGACGGCGCGCACUCCGCCGGGCUCGAAUGGCGCCAAUGUGAACAAUAUUGCGGAGAAAAUCAGACAUUCCCUUCUGGAACCCAACAUAGUAUUACAUCAGCAAGGCGAGGAUAUGCUAACGUCGGCCAAGGCAACGCUGAACAACAAUAAACCCAUGGCAGCAACUAGUUGAAUUGAUUUUUAUUAAUUUUUUUCGAGAGAGAUUCCGCGAGAUGAUGAUUCAAAAGUAACAAAAAACCGCAAAUUGUACAAUAAAUUUAUUACCUUUGUAGAUAAUAAUAAUUAUAAUGAUUAUUAAUUGUUAUAACAUUCUUGUCCAGAGCUGA
Culicoides brevitarsis is the source of this 2491-nucleotide messenger RNA. RefSeq names its product broad-complex core protein isoforms 1/2/3/4/5. Lineage: Eukaryota; Metazoa; Arthropoda; Insecta; Diptera; Ceratopogonidae. Gene Ontology annotation, biological process: regulation of transcription by RNA polymerase II. The transcript has 7 exons. Gene Ontology annotation, molecular function: protein binding. Gene Ontology annotation, cellular component: nucleus. Bases 418 to 2337 code for a protein of 639 amino acids. The record is from RefSeq and is a predicted model, not a curated record.